CCCAAAAAGGGCAAGAAGAGCAGAAGGAUCCCACGUGCCUGUGACCUUUGUAGUCAGAGAAAAGUCAAGUGCGAAGGAGGUGACCCGCCCUGUCAGCCUUGCCGCGACCUGAACGUGCUCUGCACGUUUUACCGUGUAAAGAGAAGAAGAGGCCCUCCCAACAAGGCUGCUGAAGCCGCACGAGAAAAUGAAAAACGAAGAAGACUUGGUACCGAAGGGUCGAGCGAGGCGAUACCACCGCUUCAAAGUGCUGCUCAGACGCUGGUCUCCCUUGCGACGCCGGACGGACAGGUCGUCAUGGAUGCGGAGAUGUGCAUUGCGCCUCUGGGUGUACUGCAACUUUUGGUCGACGACUUCUUCACCUACAUACAUCCCUUGACGCCGUUUCCUCACGAACCUACGUUCAGAGAGGCUUUCAAGAACCGCGAGGAUCGGACAAAUCCCGAAUUCCUUUCUCUUCUGGCCAGUAUGAUCGGUGGCCUAGUCGCCUCCUUUCCGCGCUCGGCACGCCUUCACCUGAAGGCCUCUCAUAGCUACGACCAGUUUCCCAGGGCCAUCAUGCUGGUAGAUCGAUGCAUGAAGGUGGCCCUUGCCAUGCGCCCCACAGACUACAUGCUGAAGGAUACUAUCACUGUGAACGACGCCGCCAUCAGCUAUUUCCUCUGUCUGGGUGCUGCCUACACGAUGCGGCCGAACCAGUGUCGUCGUUUUCUAGGAGAGUCACUUUUGUUUCUGCGGGAGAUGGGGUUUCACAAGAUGAGACCUCCCCCAACGUCGCUUUCCUUUGACCCUAGUCGACCUGAUGAUCAGCCCACAGAUUUCAUAAGCGACGAGAUCGGGAAGCGCAUCUAUUGGUGCAUCUUUCUGGGCGUUCGGUCCAUGUCUCAACUGGGGGCUUCAUCCCGUGACCUGAUUAUCCCGCCAGCAAACCCCAAUACUUCUUAUCCCGAGUUUCCUCGUGAGGUCGAUGAUGCCUACAUUCUUGCGGACAGGAUCCUUCCCCAACCUGAAGGCACCGUAUCGACAAUUACAGGAUUUGUCAAGUGUGCCCAGAUUUAUCGGACGAUGGAUGACCUCGUCCGCAUCGAGCUCUCUCAUGGGAUGGCUGCCUAUGCCUGGGACCAGCAGAAGCAAUACUUGCACUCUGCUCUUGCGAGCAUGACAGAUGUUGCCGAGAGCCUCCCACCAGAACUCAAGAAAGGAUCGAAAGGCAUAAGCAGUUGCGACUACCAAUACGUCCCGGCCGCCUAUCCCGACCAUCAGCCGACCAAUGACGUGCGACAUCUUUUUGCAAGAGACCAGUCCAAGAAGCGCAAGGUGCAGUAUGAGAUUCAAAAGGCGAACAUCUAUGCCUCGCUGUUGGCCACCCGGUCUCACUACGUGGAGCGGUACCUGACAUUACGCGAUGUCCAUCUUUACAAAUCCCGCAUGAAAAUGCAAGCGGAUGCCUCCGGCAGCAUCGUAUAUCGCACUGCAGCCGACUACUCGGCCUCCAGUUUGGCAGCUGCAGCUGUACAGGCCGCCGCUGAACGGGCCACCGACAGCAUCGACCGCCUGUUUCUGAACGCGCGCGAGGAGGUCGUGGAAGAUCUUUUCAACGUGCUCAUCUCAAUCGACCAGCGCCAUAUGGAACCGAACGGCGGGUCUCUGAUAAGCAAGAUCCGACAAGUCGCCUGCACGCUGCUAAGCGACCGGUCUGAACGCAAGGGGCAACACGAGUUGCACAAUGAGGAGUACCUCAGGGCGUUCCUCGAUAUUCUGACGAAGCUAGAGAAGACAGGAACGGGCACGGCCGCAACGUUGAGCCCGCUCAACCAGGACCGUGCGGCCUACAAGGACCCAGGGUCAACUAUGACGGCGCAGGACGAGGAGCAGGAGCUCCGGAACUGGGCUGACCUCCAGGAGCAGCAGCAGAAGCUGGCGCAAAGUGAUUAUCUAGGAUGA
Molecule: messenger RNA, 1944 nt
Organism: Cryphonectria parasitica EP155
Lineage: Eukaryota; Fungi; Ascomycota; Sordariomycetes; Diaporthales; Cryphonectriaceae
Exons: 4
Biological process (GO): DNA-templated transcription; regulation of DNA-templated transcription
Molecular function (GO): zinc ion binding; DNA binding; DNA-binding transcription factor activity, RNA polymerase II-specific
Source: RefSeq, a predicted model, not a curated record